AUGUGGGACACUUUCUGGUCAAGAGUACGAGAACUAAGUGUCAGCACAGUGCUAGUGACUUUUGCUGUUGCCAUUGCAUGCUCCCUCUACCUCAUUGUACUUCUGUUAUCGCAUUCUCCCAGAAAACCUUUUGAUGAAGAGUUGAUAUUCAAGACUAAUGGGCCUAGAGGCCACAUUGUUAGCGGAAAACUUGAUCCAGUGACUAAAGGCUCUUCUAACAAGGACGGAAUUGAGCUUUCCGUGGUGGUGCCCAGCUACAACGAGAUCGGGCGCAUCUUGGUAGGUUUAACCGAUGCGGUUACGUUUCUGCAAGAACAUUUGGAGGAUAAGUGGGAAAUUUUGGUUGUUGAUGAUGGUUCUAGCGAUGGAACCUCCAAGUACUGUCUAGACCUGGCCGCUAAUCACUUCAAGUUAAAACCUGGUCAGCUAAGAGUUGUCAAGUUAACUCAAAACCGCGGCAAAGGUGGCGCUGUGAGACAUGGAUUGUUGCAUAUGAGAGGUAAAUAUGGCCUUUUCGCAGAUGCCGAUGGUGCCAGUAGAUUUUCAGAUGUGGCGAAACUGCUCGACUCUAUCAAAAAACAUGAAGAAAAAGGACAUGCUGCCAUGGCCAUUGGAUCUCGCGCCCACAUGGUCAACACGGACGCCGUGGUUAAGCGCUCUUUCAUCCGGAAUCUUCUCAUGUACGGACUGCACACACUUGUUUUUAUUUUCGGCAUAAGAUCCAUUAAAGACACUCAAUGUGGGUUCAAGCUGUUCAACCGGUCCGCUACUGUACAGAUUUUUCCCUAUUUGCAUACUGAAGGCUGGAUCUUUGAUGUUGAGAUCUUAAUCUUAGCACUGAGGAAAAAGGUUCCCGUUGAAGAAGUGGCAAUUUCUUGGCACGAAGUCGACGGAUCGAAAAUGGACCUUGCAAGAGACAGCAUCAACAUGGCUAAGGAUCUGGUCAUCAUUAGAAUGGCUUAUCUCUUAGGCAUCUACAGCGACAAGGUCGAGUGUUAA
Molecule: messenger RNA, 999 nt
Organism: Lachancea thermotolerans CBS 6340
Lineage: Eukaryota; Fungi; Ascomycota; Saccharomycetes; Saccharomycetales; Saccharomycetaceae
Gene: ALG5
Product: dolichyl-phosphate beta-glucosyltransferase
Exons: 1
Coding region: 1-999 (332 amino acids)
Cellular component (GO): endoplasmic reticulum membrane
Source: RefSeq, a predicted model, not a curated record